CGCGGGGCGUGGCCCUCACUUCCGGCGCCACUUCCGCCGCCAUGCCGAUGAAGGGUCGUUUCCCCAUCAGACGGACGUUGCAGUACCUGAGCCAGGGCGAUGUUAUCUUCAAGAGCUCGGUGAAGGUGAUGACUGUGAACUACAACACGGCGGGGGAGCUGAGCGAGGGGGCGAGAAAGUUUGUGUUUUUCAACAUCCCUCAGAUCCAGUACAAGAACCCCUGGGUGCAGAUCAUGCUGUUCAGGAACAUGACCCCCUCGCCAUUCUUGCGGUUCUACCUGGACAAUGGAGAACAAGUUUUGGUUGACGUGGAAGAUAAAACCAACAAAGAGAUAACUGAGCACAUUAAAAAAAUCUUGGGGAAAAGCAAAGAAACACUUGAAAAAGAGGAAAGAGAAAGGAGAAAACAAUCACAUCCGGCAACUUUUGGGCCCAAGAAGUAUCAUCUACGAGAAUGCAUGUGUGAAAUUGAAGGCCAAGUUCCCUGCCCAGCUUUUGUGCCACUGCCCAAAGAGAUGAGAGGAAAGUACAAAGCUGCUAUGAAAAAUGAAGCAUCAGCCUGAUAUCUCAAAUCAUGCCGUUGUUUUUCCACAGGGCUGCAUGGUACUUAGUGACAGACAAGAGCUAACAGCUCCAGGAAACAGGAAAGUUCAUGUAAUACAGGCAGCCUUCUCUCAUAAGUCUUCUUAGAGCUACAGCUUCAAUAAUUAAAGUGAAAAAUAAA
Molecule: messenger RNA, 724 nt
Organism: Calypte anna (Anna's hummingbird)
Lineage: Eukaryota; Metazoa; Chordata; Aves; Apodiformes; Trochilidae
Gene: MRPS25
Product: mitochondrial ribosomal protein S25
Exons: 4
Coding region: 42-563 (173 amino acids)
Cellular component (GO): mitochondrion
Molecular function (GO): structural constituent of ribosome
Source: RefSeq, a predicted model, not a curated record